AUGGACGAGAUACAAGUCAUAUCACUAAUCCUACUUGCUGCAAUUUUUUGUGGGCUUGGUGCAAGCUUAACAACAGUGGACAUUGGUUAAAUUGGUGAAUGACUAGGAUAUCCAACAAAAACAGUGAAUUCUUUUGUGUCUCUAGUGAGUAUAUGCAAUUAUUUUGGAGGGGUAUUUGCUGGAUUUGCCUCUUCAACCAUGCUUGUAAAGUACAAAACUCCUAGACCAUUGAUGAUGAUUGUCCUACUGUUAUCAUGCAUAGGCCACCUUAUCAUUGCCUUUCCUUUCUCUAAUUCAGUUUCUGUAGCCUCACUAUUCAUUGUGGGAUUCUGAUUUGGUGCAUAGUGGCCUUUGCUUUUUGCCGCAAUUUCUGAGCUCUGUGGCCUCAAGGACUGCUCCACAUUGUUCAAUUGUGGCCAAUUGGAAAGUCCUGUUGGGUCAUAUAUACUGAAUGUGCAGGUCACUGGAAUUUUGUAUGACAAUGAGGCAACCAGAUAGCUAAAAGCUAAGGGUUUAGAUAGAUGAGCAGUGAAGGAAUUGGUUUGCAUUGGUGUUGAAUGUUACAGAAAGCCAGCUUUAUUUGGAGCUUUUGUUUCACUGAUAUUGGUGGUCAGGACAAGAAAAUUUGGCAGUGAUGAUACAUACAAGAAAUUCAGAGAGACAAGGAUUGAGCUGAUGAAUAAUGACAUGCUAAAACGCCUCAUUUAA
This is a messenger RNA of Manihot esculenta (cassava), 708 nucleotides long. RefSeq lists its product as uncharacterized. The record is from RefSeq and is a predicted model, not a curated record. NCBI's taxonomy places the organism in Eukaryota, Viridiplantae, Streptophyta, Magnoliopsida, Malpighiales, Euphorbiaceae. Gene Ontology annotation, cellular component: membrane.